This is a messenger RNA of Gadus macrocephalus (Pacific cod), 4128 nucleotides long. It is a transcript of the gene slc6a16a, whose product is annotated as solute carrier family 6 member 16a. Gene Ontology annotation, cellular component: membrane. Lineage: Eukaryota; Metazoa; Chordata; Actinopteri; Gadiformes; Gadidae. Gene Ontology annotation, biological process: sodium ion transmembrane transport. Bases 281 to 2428 code for a protein of 715 amino acids. The transcript has 12 exons. The record is from RefSeq and is a predicted model, not a curated record.
GUUGUAGAAUAUAGAGGCAAGGCGGGGCGUAAAAGUUUUGGUUAGCGUCCUCUCCUCUCCAUGUGCUAACUUCAUGAUUUGAGCGUGACUUGUGACAGCUGUGCGAACCUCCUUGACAGCAACAUGUCUUGGGAACGAACAAAACAAACGUAGCCUUUGUUACAGUCCAAAAUCGGUUUACGGUAUUUAAAGCAAAAAGUAGCUACGCAUAGCGGAGGGGGCGAGGGAAGACCAUAUCUGAACACACUUUACUGGCACGCGUUUCCACAGCACUCGCAGCAUGGCAGAGAAGCCUCCGCUGCCCACCGACGACGCGGAGGAGAGCCACUGGUUGGACGAGGGCCAGGUGGAGACCCAGUUUGGGCCGGGGCAGGUGGCUGGUGGUGGGGCUGAGGGGCAGGACCGUCCAGCCUGGGACUCCAAGCUGCAGUACGUCCUGGCCCAGGUGGGCUUCAGCGUAGGCCUGGGGAACGUCUGGAGGUUCCCUUACCUGUGUCACCAGAAUGGAGGAGGGGCGUUCAUGGUGCUGUACGUGAUUCUGCUGGUGGUGAUUGGCGUUCCCCUCUUCUUCAUGGAGCUUGCGGCGGGCCAGUGCAUCCGGCAGGGCAGCAUCGGUGUGUGGAAGCACAUCUCCCCCAAGCUGGCGGGCAUCGGAUACUCCAGCUGCUUGGUGUGUUUCUACGUGGCGCUCUACUACAAUGUCAUCAUUGCAUGGAGCCUCUUCUACAUGGGAAACUCUUUCCAGUACCCCCUGCCGUGGGAACAGUGUCCCAUCGACACUGCUACCAACAACACAGUUAAGGAAUGUGAGGGCAGCUCCCCUACGUCCUAUUUCUGGUUCCGAAAGGCCCUUGACAUCACCAACUCCAUAGACGAAUCAGCGGGGUUCAACCCCAUCAUGACAGGCUGCCUAUUGGCUGCUUGGGCCAUCGUUGCCCUUGGGAUGAUCAAAGGAAUCAAGUCCUCGGCCAGGGUGAUGUACUUUUCGUCCAUCUUCCCGUAUGUGGUGCUCAUCAUCUUCCUCGUGCGAGGUUUGAUGCUGGAUGGGGCGAUGGAGGGCAUCGCGUACAUGUUCUACCCAAAAGUGGAGACCUGGGGGGAGGUGCAGGUGUGGCGGCAGGCGGCCACGCAGGUGUUCUUCGCGCUGGGCCUGGGCUACGGCUCCGUCAUUGCCUACUCCUCCUACAACCCCGUCGACAACAACUGCCACCGGGACGCGCUCAUGGUGUCCGGCAUCAACUUCAUGACGUCCGUGCUGGCCUCGCUGGUUGUCUUUGUGGUGCUCGGCUUCCGCGCCAAGAACAUCACGCUGCGUUGCGUGGCGGAUAACCUGGGCCUCCUGGGUGAGGAGGCAUCCCAUUGGUCGGAGCAGCCGUGGUGGCCCCAGUUCAACUUGAGCGACCCGAGCUCCGUGUCCAUCGGGGAAUACCAAGAGUGGUUCUCGCACUACGGCUCCCUGGCGGGUCCAAACAUCACCGAUUGCGAUCUGGACAAGGAGAUGAAUAAGGGUGUGGAGGGGACAGGGCUGGCAUUCAUAGCCUUCACCGAGGCCAUGGCUCUGUUCCCCGCCAGCCCCUUCUGGUCCACGCUGUUCUUCCUCAUGCUGCUCAACCUGGGCCUCAGCACCAUGUUUGGCACCAUGCAGGGCAUCCUCACCCCCCUCAUGGACAACUUCAGCCUGCUGGGGCGACACCGCACUGUUCUCACCGUCUCUAGCUGUGCUUUGGGCUUCCUGAUUGGCUUGCUGUUCACUCAGCGUUCAGGGAACUACUUUGUGACGAUGUUCGAUGAUUACUCCGCCACCUUGCCGCUUAUCAUCGUGGUGGUGUUUGAGACGUACAGCGUAUCCUGGGUUUACGGAGCAGACCGUUUCUUGGAUGACAUUGAAGUAAUGCUGAAAUGGCGCCCCCCGGUGGUGUACAAGUACCUGUGGAAGUACGUCUGUCUGCUGGCCAUGGUGGGACUGCUGGUGGCCAGUAUUCUGCGCAUGUUCUUCAAAUGGCCCACGUACACCGCCUGGAAUGAGAACACGGCUUCGGAGGACAGCCUCAAGUACCCGGGCUGGGCGCUGGCCAUGAUCACCGUGCUCAUAAUCAUCCCCACCCUGCCCGUACCCAUCGGCUACGUUUACUCCACUCUGCGUAGCCGCGGCGCUUCCCGCCUCCGGCCCCAAGACGCGGCGGUUGCCGGCUGCGUGGCCAUAGUCGGCCAGGAUGUGCACCGUGAGAUGUACACCAAGUGCAGCUCCAUGGAGCGUCUGGACGCUGCGUUGGAGGAGGAGGAGGAGGAGGAUGAGAAGCAGAGGGGCGUAGCAGCUUGCUCUAGGGUGGGGUUCUUGUCUGGCCGUAGUGAGGAGCACUACCAACUCCUCCCCCAGCGGGCAGAGCUGGAGCUGGAGGAGGAGCAGGAGGAGGACACGGUGGUGUGACUGGUUCAGGAAACAGGAAGUAGUUGCUGAGUGUUGACAGGAAGACUGAAUUUCAUCCAAAUGGAUGGCCGUGGAUGGUUAUCUGUAACUCCUCACAUGAGAGAGACUAGCUGUAUUAUUUGUUGUCAUUUUUGUUUUAGCAGUACUUUGAACGUUUGAAACACCUCAGCACUGGAGGUUCAGGUUGGGAGGAGUAGCUAAGUGGGUUUAGGUCUAGCCAGCCUUUUGCAGACGGGCCAAAUGCUCAUGCCGUCCUCUACUUCACUCUCAACGGCUAGCACAGGGGAGGGACCUUUAUCUACUGCCUCAUCUCUGGAAUUCAAUGCAAUUAUUGACACAUCGUAAGUGUUCACAUUUUCAUGAAUGUAGGGCUGCACUCCCAAGUGGCUGAUAUGGCCUGAUGUUUGCACACCUGUCCCACCUCAGCAGCAGGUGCAGUGGGGAACCAGUUGGACCAGUUGAAGUGGUCCACAAUCUCCACUCAGCAUUGGAACAAUCAAGUGCUUUUAGAUCAUUUACCAAGAGAUUAUUUUAGCAAAAUGUAAGUCCUGUCUAUGUGCUUAUUUCUGUCAGGGGUCAUUUGAGAAUGUAAGCUGCAUAUUGGGGAUAAAGAGUGGAAGAGAUGUAACAAAGUCAUUGUGAUUAUUAUAGUUAGAUUAAGUUGGAUGAAAAGCUAUGAGGCUACAUAUGUGGCAAAUAUCUGAUAGUCUGCAGAGAGACUGUACACGAAACACUGUCAAGAUGCUGUACAACACAAUGAUUGUGAAUAUCAUACAAUAAUCCAAAGAUUAUUGACUGUUUUCUACAUUAGAAAGUUUACUUAGCCGGCUUCAACUUCUGGAGCCGCUCUUAGACAGUUUUUUCCAUCUGUAACAAUCCUUUUUUUAUUUUUAAGUCGAUUGUAUAUAGUUUGGAUGUGAUGGGGUGAUCUUGAAACUGAAAUCCCUUUUGUUGGCGACCGAAUUGUCCUCAUUAUAACAUCAUUUUAUCAAAUAAUAGAGUGGAAGCCCAAUUUUAACAAUAUAUGUAUAAUCCUGAUGGAACUACCAAACUUUCACCCAGUCCAUGUAAUAAACAUCCAUGGUGAAAAUGUCUCUUUAUAUAAGUUAACUGCUGAAUCAGAAACUUGAAUAAUAAGAGCGUAACAAAUGUUUCUGGGGAAAUGGAGCUCGGCGGGCAAGAUGUGCUGAAGUAGACCCAUUACUUUUACUGCCUAUGAAUAUGAUAAUGUAGAAUAACUACCCACAAGACAUGACUAUGUCUUUACCCUCAUGGCCUUCAAGCCAGCUUCCUGAUGUAUUGAUCUGAUUGUAGAUUAGACUAUCUUUCAUAUUAACACUUGUGUUUUUCUUCUACGAUAUUUCUAUAGAUGGGUUGGGACCGUUUUAUUUCUGGGUUCAAAGUUUAAAACCAUGUGCAUUUUAGAUGUAGGCUACUCUAUUUCUUGAGCUCGUAUAGAGAAAUGACAAGGAUGCAUUGGUUACUAACCCUACUAAACCGACCCUCUAGAUGGCAACGCACGACUUGGACAGACGACUAGAGAAAAUCCAUACGAUUAUCCCACUACCGCUUUCCCCCUACUCUCAUUGGAGAGCGUGGAGAAAGAGAAAACAUGACCUCUCUGAUAAGGGGUCGUUCACUAAACGGAACUUCGACAUGCCUCUUGUAUUUAUCAAUAAAAUGACAAAAAACAAUGUAAA